UGCUGCUCUCUCUCUCUCUCUUUCACUCGCUGAAAAUGCUCUGUUGGGAAUUGUUUUUGGGCCUGAUUUUUGUGGGCCUCCAUGUGUGUGCUCUGCCCUCAACCAAUAUCAAGAUCACGCAAGCACUGCCUGUACAGCUGCCUGAGCCCAGCCAACCUGCCACCUGCCCACUCUUUUGGACCGAGUUUGAAGGCCACUGCUAUCGUUUCUUCCCCCUUAACCGCACCUGGGCAGAAGCUGACCUGUACUGUGCAGAGUUCUCCAAUGGCCACAAGUCCGCCAAGCUAACCUCUAUACACAGCUGGGAAGAAAAUGUGUUUGUUUAUGAUUUGGUGAACAGCCGUAUCCCAGGAAUUCCCACUGAUAUUUGGAUUGGCCUUCAUGACAGAAGACAGGAGGGUACUCUCGAAUGGACUGAUGGGUCAGCGUAUGAGUACAGUUACUGGGAUGGGAACCAGCCUGACGACGGCAUCCAUCGCAUUCCAGUGGAGGAGGACUGUGUAGAGAUGUGGUACAGGCAAAACAGUGCACUGAGGUCCUGGAACGACAACAGCUGUGACAAGGCCUUUCCCUUCGUCUGUAAGAUCCCCACGUUGGAUAACUAGCCUCUUUGAAUUCCCCCAAAACCCCACUCUACCCAUUUCCUUGUAGUCAUCACUGAUUCUCAGUCACCUCCCAACUCCAGCAGACUUCCACCAGAUGCUCUAAUUCCUUCUCCAUUCCUUUGGAGAGCAGUAACAAUGGGCACCCUCCAAUCUUCAUCAUAACCAGACUCAUCUUCCUCUGCCUCUACUUCCUCAUUUGCACUUCUCAUCAAAAAGCACCAAAAACGGACACAAAGAGGACAAUCCACACACCAGAGCUCGCCUUGUGCUCAUCUGGGCCUCAUUUAAACCUGUGAGUCACACACCAUGUUCCUCUCACCUCAUCUUUGGAUGCCCCAGUUUAGAUUUGGUGCUACCAAGCACUGCUGUACAAACUUGUGUAUUGAUAUUGCUGUUGUUGCCAUUGCUGUGAGUAUGUGUUGAGUAAAGCCCGUGAAACACAGCCGUGUCUCAUUCACACAGAGAGAGUGGGAGAGUUGAACCAGAGGGCAUUGCUGAUAGAGCAGUGAACAAAGCGUCAUUGCGGAUGUUUUUCCUCCAGCGUAGCAGCUCUGAGGACUCCACCCUCUUAAACAGCUGGAGUCUCACAGGCUGAGGACACUGUGUUCAGUCAGAGUUCAAACGCAGAUGUUCCGAUUUAUCCAUUUAUGGCAACCAUGCUCAAAUAUUCUUAACCUCACCGGCUAAUCCACACCACGAGAAAGAGAGUACAGGUGUGAGUUGAGUUUGUAACUCUCAGAUGUGUCCUGGCUGUGGACGUGUCCUGGGUUCAUUCGGUGCUCCAGGCCUUGUGAGGGUUUGCCUGUGCAGGCCGAUCAGGCGCUGACCUGGAAG
This is a messenger RNA of Chanos chanos (milkfish), 1439 nucleotides long. It is a transcript of the gene clec19a, whose product is annotated as C-type lectin domain containing 19A. NCBI's taxonomy places the organism in Eukaryota, Metazoa, Chordata, Actinopteri, Gonorynchiformes, Chanidae. Bases 36 to 605 code for a protein of 189 amino acids. The record is from RefSeq and is a predicted model, not a curated record. The transcript has 5 exons.